Molecule: messenger RNA, 2827 nt
Organism: Strongylocentrotus purpuratus (purple sea urchin)
Lineage: Eukaryota; Metazoa; Echinodermata; Echinoidea; Camarodonta; Strongylocentrotidae
Product: cystine/glutamate transporter
Exons: 12
Coding region: 238-1740 (500 amino acids)
Biological process (GO): amino acid transmembrane transport
Cellular component (GO): membrane
Molecular function (GO): L-amino acid transmembrane transporter activity
Source: RefSeq, a predicted model, not a curated record
AACCACCCGAUCGAAUGAAUGAUGAGAUGAAAGGGUAUAGUGGAGAGCAUGUAGGUAGGUCCAUGCAUACUGUACUGUACACUCGAUCGCUCCGAUCUGUGGGACUAUAGGAAUUUGACCUCUCACGGCAACCAUCCGGAUCUGUUUGUGAAAGUCUUCUCACCGUAUUGAUGUCGAGCCAUUGGAGAGUUACGUGGUUAGACGUAUAGUUGCUGGUAUUCGUUGCAGACUGACUGCAUGGUUGGUUGUAAUCAUCUAAUCGAAGCUGAUACCAUGUCUCAAGAUGAAAUAAGGAAUAGACCAGAUGAGAUGGACGAGCAAGCAUCAUCAUCAUCAUCGGAACCGAUCGUUCUUGGUAGGAAUGUUGGUCUCCCUGGAUGCAUUGGCAUGGUGAUGGGUAUCAUUAUUGGUACUGGUAUCUUCAUUUCUCCAGCAGGUGUUCUGGCUGGAUCAGGUGGGUCAGUAGGUCUCUCGUUAGUGAUAUGGGUCAUUUGCGCUUCAAUAGCAACAUGUGGAGCUAUGUGCUAUACUGAACUCAGUCUUACCUCUGGCAAGUCCGGUGGAGAGUUUAUCUUCAUACUGGAACACUUUGGACCGGUCCUAGCCUUCUUGAGAAUGUGGACCAUCUUAGCUAUCAUCAUGCCUUGCAUCUCAGCUAUUCAGGGGAUCACCAUCGCAAACUAUCUUACCACACCGUUCUUCUCUGAUUGUGAGCAUGUACCGGUCGAUGCCAUCAGACUUAUAGCUGUCGUAGUCAUCUUUGGUUUGGUCUUUAUCAACUGUGUCAGUGUGAAAUGGUCUUCUCGUCUUAUAAACACUCUGACCAUCACAAAGGUUAUUGGUCUGUUUGUCCUCAUCAUCACCGGACUCGUAUACAUAUGCAGAGGCAACACGAGCAACCUGACUGAUGCAUUUGACAUUCCAAUGGACGUCAAUAUACCUAUGGCUAUUUACAGUGGAAUAUUCGCGUUCGGAGGAUGGGAGAGUAUUGCUAUGAUUGUUGAAGAGAUAAAGAAUCCGGAGAGAAACGUUCCCCUGAGUAUUAUCAUCUCAAUGGUAGUGAUUACAAGCAUCUAUCUGCUAGCCAAUGUGGCCUAUCUUGUUAUCCUAUCACCGGCUCAGAUCCUAGCCUCAAAAGCGGUGGCAGCGGAUUUUAGCGUGAUCGCUUUAGGAACCUGGUCAUGGACUAUCUGGGUUUUCGUUGCUUUGUCGGCCAUCGGCAACCUUAACGCAAUCUUCUUCGGCUUCUCAAGGGUGUAUUACGCUGCUGCUCGAGACGGUCUUUUACCCGAAGUCAUUGGGAUGAUCAACAUUAGACACCGUACACCACUUCCUUCAGUCAUUGUUACGGUUCCCAUAGUGAUGAUAUGUCUGAUGGUUGAUGAUGUUUUCAAACUGAUUCAGUAUCAAUCAUUCGUAAUGGUGGCGUUUCAAGCUAUUACAGUCUGUAUCAUCCCGUAUUCACGCUGGAAAUAUCCAGACCUUCACAGGCCAUUCAAGGUACCUGUGAUAAUUGCUGUAUUAUUUGCCGUGGCUAUGCUCUUCUUAAUGGGUCUCACUCUGUAUACGAGCCCAGUGAGUAGUGGGCUAGGCUUACUACUCACCUUGAUUGGUGUACCAAUCUACUUCGUCUUCGUGCGAUGGAAUAAACCUUUAUGGUUUAGAAAAAUAACAGGCUCCAUCACCAGGCCAUUUCAGAAGCUAUUUUUCGUUAUACCUGAAGAAGCGAAGACACAAUGAGAUCGCUCAAAGAUAGCAUGGUCGACACGAUAGUCAGGGUAUUAUACCGACAUCGCUCUGUUAUGUAAUUGCGCCAUGUUUCGAUGAAGGCGUAUAUAGUUAUAUGGAGUGGUUUUCGGUUCCUGUACCCAUAAUCGUCAUCACGACCGCCCGAGUCACGGAGUUGGUGAUGCAUCAUGGGACAUGGAUGUCGACACAUCGGGACAUUGUGAGCAGCAGGUGGCAUAUAUAGCCAAAAUUUAACCUCAACCAGCUCACUAACGGAGGCGCAACAAAAAAUAUGAACAUUAUUAAAUAGCGCCUUGAAUCGUUCUUCUCAUUGUAAAAGGAAAAUUCAGUAAACGAUUGAACAAAAAAAUUGUCAGAAGAUACAGAUGAAUAUCAUUUCUUUCUGGGUCCGUUUUUUAAUUCUGCCUAAUUAAGUCAUAAGGCAGCAUCAAGAUUCCUUGGGUUUGCGUAACAUACCAUGGCCACAUUCAUGUUUGUGAUUGAAAGAAGACAGUAGUAUUAUCACAGACCUAUACCAGAAAUUACUAUCAUAAGAUUCUCAUACUCGGGUAUAGUGAGCCGGUCUGGCUACAAUCCGCGAGACCGACAAUCACUAUAGACCGACAUGGUCGGUUUAUGAGGGUUUUAGGGUUUACUACGCCGAAGGCUCUCCAGACUUACAGCCUGAGUACUGUGUUAUAAGAUACAAAAAUUUGUAGCGUAUUCCACUUUGUCCUCAUUAUAAAAAAACCGGUUUUGCCGCUUCAUAUCAGAACGACCGCUGCUAUUUAGUGGAACAUGAAGAGAAAUUGAUGCCACCAGUUUAUUUCGGGCUUCUAUCAUAAUUGAUUAUUCAUAUUUAUCAUCAUUAUUCAUGGAAAAAUAAGUUUAGUUCUUCCAGAAUUAUUUAUAAUAUUAUUUUCACGUUAUCGUCUAGCUUGUAAAUUGUAAAUAUGACAUUCGUAACAUUUGUUUUUGUCAAUUUUGAAGUGCAACGUUUUCAUAGUUGUUACAGGGCCUUUUCUUCUUUGAAACUUUAUACAGAUUUAUUUGAAUGAUUAUACACUGUAUUCAUAUUAUAAAUGCAAUGUUAUCAAUG